CUUUAUAUGCUCACACGUCUCUCCUCCUCCAUUCCUUGCGAGGCUUCAGUCUCUCUCUCUCUCUCUCUCUCUCUCCCCACCAUUCUGUGUGAUUCUUGGGUGUAUUUGUAUUUAUAUCCCUAUUUUUUUCCCUCUAAAGUGCCAAAAAACUUAUCUAUAUGCUCUCUUCUGAGCAUAAUUGUUUCGCCAAUCCAAGCUAGCUGCAGUACUCUUUUCAGAGAUCGCAUAUAUAUGUGUGUGUGCAUAGAGCUCCAAAAUUUUAUACCUUAAAACAUCCAAUUUCUCUAGCUUCUUCUCUGCUCCACCACCAAACAUCUCUCCCCUUCGUAUUUUUCUAAACUCCAAACAUGUCAGCUGCAAUCGCCGCUGCCGCCGCCGCCGCGGUGGUUUGCAAUUCUACAGGCUCAUCAAGAAAUGGGAACCAUCAUCAACAGCUGCAGCAGGUAACCUCAUCACCACCACCACUCCCCCCUCCACUGCCAUCACUCCCAUUAAGUCGUUAUGAAUCCCAAAAGAGGCGAGACUGGAAUACUUUUGGUCAGUACCUGAGAAAUCACCGCCCACCCUUAGCACUAUCCCGGUGCAGCGGGGCUCAUGUGCUAGAGUUCUUGAGGUAUCUUGACCAGUUUGGCAAGACAAAGGUGCAUAACCAGACUUGCCCUUUUUUUGGCCACCCGCACCCACCAGCUCCCUGCCCUUGUCCACUUAAGCAGGCCUGGGGGAGCCUCGACGCGCUGAUCGGACGCCUCCGAGCAGCCUUCGAGGAGAACGGCGGGCUGCCGGAGACAAACCCUUUUGGAGCACGCGCCGUGAGACUAUACCUUAGGGAAGUGAGAGAUGCACAAGCUAAGGCAAGAGGGAUAGCCUACGAGAAGAAGAAAAGAAAGAAGCCACAGCAGCAACAGCAACAGCAACAGUUGCAAUCUUCAAAUGAUUAUAAUAAUCAAAUUCAGCAAGGUGGUAGUGCCGCUGGUAGAGUCGGUGACCGCCGUGGUGGAUUUGUUGAAAGAAACAUGGCAAGUAGGGGCAUAGUUAAUAUGGGGAAUUUCUCUAUACUGAACUAAGGGGAUGUUGAUGGGUUUGGUGAUAUAGAGGCUUAGUGAUGCUAGGGUUUAUGUUUUGCAGUGUUAGAUCGUAUUUCCACUUUCUACUUGCUUUUUUUUCCUUUUUUUUUUUUUUUGGCUUAUAUGAGUAAUUAAAGAGAAAAUCAUUUCUUCUUUUUCA
Hevea brasiliensis (rubber tree) is the source of this 1224-nucleotide messenger RNA. Its product is annotated as protein LIGHT-DEPENDENT SHORT HYPOCOTYLS 4-like. Lineage: Eukaryota; Viridiplantae; Streptophyta; Magnoliopsida; Malpighiales; Euphorbiaceae. Gene Ontology annotation, cellular component: nucleus. The coding region runs from base 348 to 1064 and encodes 238 amino acids. The record is from RefSeq and is a predicted model, not a curated record. Gene Ontology annotation, biological process: response to light stimulus; mRNA transcription. The transcript has a single exon.